GUGUCUGCUGACCAAAACAAUACAGCAGGCAGAGAGGAGCUCUGCGAGGACAAUAUGAGUGAAUGUGUUUGUUUACUGUGUGAGGGAAUAAUGGGAAUCUUCUGCGGCAGAUAUAUGAACUUUAAUAGCAGUGCUGUGCUAAUGCUAGCAAUCUAAUUUAUUGGUCGAUAUGUAAAAGAAAUAUUUAUUUAAAUACUCAUCAGUAUUAUCAAAAUUAACACAAUCCUCUUUAUUUCAUGUCAGUAGUUCUUGUUUUUCUCUCACUCAUAAGUUAAUUAUAUUGGCUUCAGUUUACCGAGCAAAUUACUUAAUCAUAUAAAGAGUCUCCUAUAUAACAUCAUACUAUUUAUUUCCUCAGUCAGUGUAUAUGAAUCAGAUUUCUCUGUUCUCCUGAAGCUCUCCUGCCAUCAGUGAAAGACAAAGACAGAGUUUAUUGAAGGACAGUGAGAAGAUGAGUGAUCCAGAACCCUUCAGAAUUAAACAGGAAGAGACUGAAGAACUAAUAGAUGUGAUGGUGAAGGAGGAGAGCGAAGAACUGAGUGAAGAUGAGGAGAAACAUCAUGUCAAAACUGAAAUCAAAGCUCACAUAAUUACUGAAGAUGCAAUGGAAAGAACAGCCAUGAAAUGUUUCACCUGCACUCAGUGUGGAAAGAGUUACAGCCACGAAUACAAUCUCAAGCGUCACAUGAAGAUCCACACUGGAGAGAAACCUUACAAGUGUUCCUACUGCAACCAGAGUUUCAAUUGUUCAGGAAGCCUGAAUAAUCAUGAGAGGAUCCACACUGGAGAGAAAACGCACAGAUGUGAUCAAUGCGGCAAAACAUUUUUGAGUUCUUCAGAUCUGAUGAGACAUCUUGAAGUUCAUACAAAGGAGAAGCCUUACUCAUGUGCAGAGUGUGGAAAGAGUUUUACAACACAAGCACAUUUUAAAGCACAUCAGAAGAUCCACACUGGCGUGAAAGAGUUUGUCUGCUUUGAGUGUGAGAAGAGUUUCUUUAGAGCUGAACAACUGAAGCUGCACCAGAGGAUUCACACUGGAGAGAAACCGUACAAGUGUUCACACUGCGACAAGACAUUCAGAUGGUUACAAACAAUGAAAACACAUGAGAGGACUCACACUGGAGAGAAACCCUUCACAUGUACUCAGUGUGGGAAGAGUUUCAGGCAAUCAUCAUCCUUUUAUAAACACAUAAAGAUCCACACUGGAGAGAAAACACACAUAUGCGAUCAGUGCGGGAAAAUAUUUUUAAGGCCUUCAAAUCUGGAGAAACAUCUUAGACUUCAUACAAAUGGGAAGCUUUAUUCAUGCGCUGAGUGUGGAAAGAGUUUCACAACAUCGUCACGUUUUAAAGACCAUCAGAAGAUCCACGCUGGUGUGAGAGAGUUUGUGUGCUUUACAUGUAAGAAGAAUUUUUUUACAUCUGGAGACUUGAAGAAGCACCAGAAGAUCCACACUGGAGAGAAACCGCAUGCGUGUUCACACUGCAACAAGAGAUUUACUAAUUCAGGACAGCUGAAAGUACAUGUGAGGAUUCACACUGGAGAGAAACCGUACACGUGUACUCAGUGUGGGAAGAGUUUCACACAAUUAUCACACCUUACAGAUCACACAAGGACACACACUGGAGAGAAACCGUUCGUUUGUUCUCAGUGUGGGAGGAAUUUCGCACAAUUAUCAAACCUUAUAGAUCACAUGAGGAUCCACACUGGAGAGAAAACACACAAAUGUGAUCAGUGCGGGAAAACAUUUUUGAGGCCUGCAGAUCUGAAGAAACAUCUUAGAGUUCACACAAAGGAGAAGCCUUAUUCAUGAGUGUGCAAAGAGGUUUACUCAACAAUUCCAUUUUAAAGUAUAUCAGAAGACCCACACUGGAGAGAAACCGUACACACACUCGGUGUUGGAAGAGUUUUGCUUGAUCGUCCACCCUAAUGAACAAAGAUAGUGGUGGAAGGGGGGAUUCUUCAAGGUGAAGAUAACUAAAGUAAGAAACUCUGGUUAUUUCUAGUGAGUUAGGAAUCAUCUGAUUGGUGGAUCAUGCGUUAGUUAAUGCAGGACCAGCUGUGAUCAAUCAUAACAUGCUCCUUAAUUAGUUUUUCAAAUAAACUUCGCCAAGUAAAAAAUGGCGUAGCGAAGGUUCCGGUGACGUCAUCUAUCUGAAAGAGAGAUAAACUUCCCUUGAUACACGCGUGAAUGCGUCAGACUGAAACGCAAGGUCGUCCGUCAGGUUUUCGCAGUUCAAUAUGUUGCAAAGUUCAAGCUUGGUGAACUCUGACCUCCAAAAUCGCAUCAUUUGACUGUGUGAGACCAAUCGAGGGUCAAAACAUGACCUCUCUGGACAGAAAUGUAAAGUAUGGAGCAAUCGCUCACUUUUUUAAAUGUCUAAUCAUCUUGUUUAAUCCCGCCGCUUUUCGCAAUGGCGUACGACAGAAUUACACAAGCUCAUAUCUAGUGUGACCGCAGCUUUAAUCAAAAGAUAGCAGAGGCGAUAACGCCAAUUGGAAAAGCAUUAGACCGCGUUCAAAACAUAGACCAGGUGAUGAGCUAAAUGAUAAAAGUGAUGAGACAACAAGACCUUAAACUGCUCGACCAAGAAGGGAGGUCACGACGGGGAAAUAUAAAGAUCUACAAUGUCCCGAGGGGGCAUCGAUGACACAGUUUAUAGAGAAGUUUCUACCUGAUGUGCUGAAGAUUACGCCGACUACAGAACUUGAUAUUGAGAGAGCUCAUCCAGUGCUCGCCCUAAAACCAACAGGUAAAAGAGGAGAAAUAAUCUAAUUCCACCGCUACAAAUUAAAGUGGAGAUUCUACGCAAAGCCUGGGGAAAAAAAAAGGUGGCGAUAUACUUUGAUCAAGAUUACUCUCUAACGGUUCUGCAGAAAUGCACGAAAGAUACUGAGGCGAAACGAGUAUUAAAACAGCAGCACAUACGCUUCCAGGUCCCUUCACCAGCUAAACUUCAGGUGUUUUAUGAGGAUGGGACACGACUGUAUCAGAUGGCAGAGGAGCCGACUUCAGAUAUGAAGGACAGAGGACUGCCCGUUAAUUAACAACAGGUGAUUUAAUUAUGAUGUGUAAUCCAUGACAGUAGCAUGUUACCAGUAUCUCAUUUUGAACAAAAUAUUAGCGCAUAUAAAAAUAUGGUGACUACUUUUUGGUCUGUGUAUUUGUACCGCCCCUUCUCUGCUGAUUAAAUAUGCUGCAUCCACAGAGCUCACAAA
Molecule: messenger RNA, 3219 nt
Organism: Danio rerio (zebrafish)
Lineage: Eukaryota; Metazoa; Chordata; Actinopteri; Cypriniformes; Danionidae
Source: RefSeq, a predicted model, not a curated record